AUGGCAGCUGCUGAAGCAAGUGUAGUUGGCUAUGAUCGAAUGAAGGAAGUGAAAGAGUUUGAUGACUCUAAAAUAGGUGUAAAAGGCCUCUCUGAUUCUGGCAUCACGAUCAUUCCAAAAUUCUUUGUACACCCACCAGAAACUCUUUCCGAUGUUAAGUCCUCCUCUGCACAGAUCGAAAUCCCCGUUAUUGAUCUUGCCAACGUUGGUUCUGAUCAUCACCGGUCUAAGAUCAUUGAACAAAUCCGAGAUGCUGCAAAAAUAUGGGGUUUCUUCCAAGUCAUCAAUCAUGGUGUACAAGUUUCAGUACUGGAAGACACCAUAGCUGCAAUCAAGGCAUUUCACGAGCAGCCAAUGGAGAUAAAGGCAAAACACUACUUACGCGAAGAGGGACGAGGAGUCAUGUAUGCAAGUAACAACGACUUGUUCCGCGCUAAGGCCGCGUGCUGGCAUGACUCCCUGCAAGUGUGGAUGUCACCAGAGCCACCGCAGGUAGAGGAGAUACCCGGGAUUUGUAGGAAAGAAGUGGUGGAAUGGGAUAAGCAUGCAAAGAAGGUAGCUGAUACAGUUAUGGAGCUGCUGUCUCUGGGAUUAGGAUUAGAGGCUGGCAAGUUUAGGGAUUUGACAUUUUCUGAUAGUAGGGUUUUUGUAGGGCAUAUAUAUCCUUAUUGCCCUCAGGCAGAUCUCACAAUGGGUAUCACACCACACACUGAUCCUGGAAUUGUUACAGUUUUGCUGCAGAAUCAGAUCCAGGGGCUGCAGGUAAAACAUGAGAAUCAAUGGGUAGAUGUAAAGCCUGUUCCUGGAGGGUUAAUUGUAAACAUCGGAGAUUUUCUUCAGAUAGUAUCAAAUGGCGAAUACAAAAGUGUACAGCAUCGGGUUUUGGCUAACUCUUCCAUGGAAUCUCGUAUUUCUGUCGUCAUGUUUUUCAAUCUGGCCAAAUGGAGAGAAACCGGGAAGUAUGGACCUCUCCCGGAGUUGUUGACAACGGAAAAAGCGGCUCUAUAUCGGGAUUUUACAGCAGAAGAGUUCCUCCAGAACUUCUACAGCAAAGGGUUGGAUAGCAAAUCUUUCAUAGAGAAAAUCAAACUGUAG
This is a messenger RNA of Fraxinus pennsylvanica, 1095 nucleotides long. NCBI's taxonomy places the organism in Eukaryota, Viridiplantae, Streptophyta, Magnoliopsida, Lamiales, Oleaceae. The record is from the annotation of a GenBank genome assembly.